CACAGACUUAGCAAAUUAGUGAGUUGAGAAGGAAAGCCAAUGUGCAAAAGAUGACGAUGACACGAUGACACGAUGACCGUCUUCGACGCAACCAACAGCGCCGCCCCUCAUCAAGCGAUGCGGUGGUUGGACAUGCCUUGAUGACGAUGACGGCAAAAGGAUGAUUAAGAAGAAGGAGUUUCUGGUGGUAGUUUGGGUAGGAUUUUGCCUCGUCCUUUCCCUCCAACUGUUCCUAAACUCCAAAGUUUCCCACGAGAAGGAAGCAAAUCUCCCCGCGAAGCUGGUCUCGUUCAAGAGCCAUGGCAGAGCAAAUGAGAUUAAGGAACUGCAGCUGUUGACCUGUCAAGAUGACCAAGAUGGCCCCUGCUGUGCUUCGUGGCAGACCAACAUGGAUGAUUGGUGGCUGCAUCACCCUGAUUGGUAUGUCAGCCAAGAGACCAACAAUCAGUUCUGCUUUUCUCGAAUUCAAGACAACGAAAAGGCGGCCUUCUUUCGCAAGGUCCAUGACAACCAGUGGAACCACAACAAUUCUACCUGUGAACAUGUCAUUCUGGCCAACCAGACCAAUUCCGGUUAUGCUGCUAGUAUCAAUCAAAUUGUCUACGGAUUUCAAUUUGCAUCAGACCGAGGUCUGCCCUUCCAGAUCACCAAGCAUCGACCUCAAAUGACAUGGAUGUUUGCCCCCAAGAAUGAAUCCAGUUGGGCCUACUGUGAGAGCCAAGACAUGAAUUGCUACUAUCUACCAUUAUCAGAUUGCAAACCCGUCAUUGGAGGCGAAAGUAAAUAUAGCGCCACGAUCCCCCAAACUCAGCAGGCAAAUACCGAGUUUCAGUGGUUACGGCUCUAUGCUGUCCGACCAAAACAACAGGUACGACGAAAGGUAUUUGAGCUCAUCACACAAGUGCAGGGACUGCCACCAUUGCCAUGGAAUAUUAACUGCACAGCUAUGCAUAUACGACGAGGGGACUCGGGAUUUGUCAAGAUCCCUUGGAGACGGUAUGCCGCUGUACAAGAGUACAUUGACAAGGGAAAAGUCCAGCCAGGAGAGACCAUUGUGUUGCUGUGCGAUGAUGCAUCUACCAUUGAAGAAGUCCAGACGCACCAUGGCGAAACGUACAAUUGGAUUUAUCUGAAUCGAACACGAUUCCGGGGCACCGAAGGAGGCUUUAAUAAACAUUCCAUCUUGGCCGAAGCCAAAAUGGCGGCCCAGUGCCAAAAACUGGUGGUAGGAACCAGUGGCUUUGUCACAGUCAUCAAAGAUGCCAUGCAACUGGCUGGGCAGAACUACAAACAGUUUCUAGUCAAAACACGCGUCACCAAGGAUGACGUCAAGAGCGUCAAGAAGUUGGAUCCAAAGGUUAGAGUGGACCAAAUGUUGAACGAAAUCGAAGACAAGUACAAGAGCCAGAAAACGGGGUGAGGCGUGGGAUCGAUCAGAAACGUAACACACACAAAGGGCGUGUGCACAAUUGCUACUUUAGUCUGCAGUUCAUCGAGUAACAAGGAUCAGAGUUGAACUUGGAAGAGCGAAUCGUAUCCUUGAACUUUUCAUGUUGCAGCGACUCUUUGGGUCUGAACUGGACCACCAGGAAGGAGCAAGGAGGUCAACUCCUUAUACCAGAACGGACUGAUUCGAUUCCUCGCGGCGGUCCUUCCUGAGCACCUACUGGUACCAUAGUAGGCGAAGUCAGAGUGACCCCCAGUACCGGUCCGCGCCUUCAGCCGGAGCAACGUCGACGGAAGAGUGCACUAAAAGAUCAGCGCUUGAAACUACUGGUUACCGGUUCCUAGCUAAUUCCAACUGCACUACAUCUAGUAGCUGGUCAACACAAUCAUGAAUAGGCCAGAACCCAACAAAGAACA
This is a messenger RNA of Seminavis robusta, 1863 nucleotides long. The record is from the annotation of a GenBank genome assembly. Lineage: Eukaryota; Bacillariophyta; Bacillariophyceae; Naviculales; Naviculaceae.